UUUUAUUUAUUUCUUUUUUUAAAUAAGAAUAAAUAAACAAAACAAACCACUGAGCUAUUUAGGGUUUAUUUUAGGUCAAAGGAGAAAAGUAAUAAUGAAUGUUCUCGCGGGGCUGUGAGGAGAUUGUUUCCUUGGAUUUGUGGCGUUAGCAUCAUCAGGACCAUCCUCAGGAGCAUCUUCAGGAGCAUCAUCAGGACCAUCUUCAGAAGCAUCAUCAGGACCAUCAUCAGGAGCAUCAUCAGGACCAUCAUCAGGAGCAUCUGCAGGACCAUCCUCAGUAGCAUUAUGGACGUCCUGGCCAACUACAGCAUCUUCCAGGAGCUCCAGCUCGUGCACGACACGGGCUAUUUCUCAGCUCUGCCGUCUCUUGAGGAAAACUGGCAGCAGACGUGUCUAGAGCUCGAGCGCUACCUUCAGACGGAACCCAAGCGACUAUCAGAGCUUUUCGAAAAUGAACUGGACCGUUUGCUCUGUCCAGACUUCAUCGAAGGACACGUAGAGGACGAGUCACUAAACCCGUCACUCAUCAGCCUCACAUCAUCCCCGCUGCACCUGGAUGGGGAGCCUCUGACCUCGCCAUCCACCCCGGACCAUUCCGACAUCAGCACAGGCGUCGACGUGGCCCAGCUGAGCGCACUCACUUCCCUGACUCCACCCUCUUCCCCAGAACUGGAGCGCCACUCUCUCAAGACCCCCCACACCCUCUGUACCACGGCCGACGGGACUCUAACGCUGAAACUGGCCGUGGCGCGGCCGCUUUCGCCCGGACCCAGCGACAGCGAACAGGCAAUCGUCACCACGGGGGGAAAAGACUCGUCCGACAACAAGAAGAGAGUGCACCGCUGCCAGUUUGACGGCUGCAGAAAGGUGUACACCAAGAGCUCUCACCUCAAGGCACACCAGAGGACACACACAGGUGAGAAGCCCUACAAGUGCUCAUGGGAAGGCUGCGAGUGGCGUUUUGCACGGAGCGAUGAACUGACGAGACACUACCGCAAACACACGGGUGCCAAACCCUUCAAGUGCGCACACUGUGACAGGUGCUUCUCGCGGUCGGAUCACCUGGCGCUCCACAUGAAAAGGCACGUUUAAGUCAGAGGACGACGUCUCCGAGAGGAAACCGGACACGCGUUCAGAGAGAAGCGAAUCUGAACACUUUUUUUAAACACCCUGACUACAGCCAUGUGCUUUCUCCUGAACUGUACGCCGCACCGUGGGGAAUGUAUUUUAAUUUUCCUUUCGUAACUAGCGCAUAAAACAACCGGAGGAACGUCGACGGACAGGAUCACACUGCUUUUUUCUACAUCCGUAGUCUUUUUUUGAGCAAGACUUCAGCUGUUUUAGGCGCAAUUACAGAAACAUUUGCACAAGCGCAGUCGAGGAUCAAAACGGAAAAGAUUUUAAUACUCGAUCUGGGGAUGAAAACCUCAGAUUUGUUAUUGUUAAUGU
Molecule: messenger RNA, 1449 nt
Organism: Tachysurus vachellii
Lineage: Eukaryota; Metazoa; Chordata; Actinopteri; Siluriformes; Bagridae
Gene: klf7a
Product: Kruppel like factor 7a
Exons: 4
Coding region: 286-1092 (268 amino acids)
Biological process (GO): regulation of transcription by RNA polymerase II
Molecular function (GO): DNA-binding transcription factor activity, RNA polymerase II-specific; RNA polymerase II cis-regulatory region sequence-specific DNA binding
Source: RefSeq, a predicted model, not a curated record